Myotis davidii is the source of this 626-nucleotide messenger RNA. Its product is annotated as galectin-10-like. Bases 147 to 482 code for a protein of 111 amino acids. The record is from RefSeq and is a predicted model, not a curated record. Gene Ontology annotation, molecular function: carbohydrate binding. NCBI's taxonomy places the organism in Eukaryota, Metazoa, Chordata, Mammalia, Chiroptera, Vespertilionidae. The transcript is spliced from 3 exons.
AUUUUCCACUGGGAACUGUUAUAGGAUGGGAGACCACACCUGAUCUUGCCCCUCUCAACCACUCUUGUCUCCCAUGGCAGGUCCCAUAUACAAAAUAUGUAUCCUUGUCUGCUGGUACUUUCGUGAAAAUCAAAGGGACAUUUGUCAUGCCUUUCAACAUGAACCCAGAACUGCAGGUGGAUUUCCACACCGAAGCUGAAGGGAAUACAAACAUCGCCUUCCAUUUCCGAGUGUACUGUGACUACUAUGUGAAGAUGAACAGCCGUCAGUGUGGGAACUGGGAAGAAGAAGUGAGAACCUCUGUUAUUUCCUUUGAGGAUGGCCAACCCUUUGAACUGGGCAUCUUGGUGCUGUCAAAUGAGUACCAGGUAAUAGUAAAUGGUCACCAAUGUUACACUUUUCCCCAUCGAUAUGACCCAGCAUCAGUGAAGACGAUCCGAGUGUGGAGAGAUGUGUCCCUGACCUCGGUGACUGUCACUUAGAGAAGGAUGCGACCAGACUCCCCGUUGUCAAGGAGAUCCCUCCACCUAAGUGACUCUGUGAUGCCCAGAGCUCACUGACAACAUGGGUUCUCACCUGUCCCCCAAUCUUGGUCAUUAAAACUCCUGAAAACACAACAAUAUUUG